This is a messenger RNA of Amoebophrya sp. A120, 3234 nucleotides long. The record is from the annotation of a GenBank genome assembly. Lineage: Eukaryota; Dinophyceae; Syndiniales; Amoebophryaceae.
CCUAAGACUAAGCAUCGAGCAGUCCGCACUUGUUGUAAGUAGCCAAUUUAGCAAGCUAGUGAUGCCUUUUCCUUGUAGCACUUAAAUGUGUUUUUGCACAAAUUGACGAGGACAGCUGCAAUUCGACAAUAUGACCGCUGCAAUGGGUGCUCCAUGUCCCCCUGGGACAUCGGUACAGAAGAAAAGUAAAAAGGAGAAAAAGCACAAGAAAACGAAAAAGGCGGAAGGGUCUGAUGAUUUGGCAAGGGAGGACAAGACUACAGUGCUGCAUCGGCGGGACACCACAGAAGCAGCCGACGCGGAACAAGGCCUCAAAAAGGAAAAAAAGGAACAUAAAAAGAAGAAAAAACAGCAGAGUGGUGCGGAAUCGAUGGCGGACGAACAUCAUCCUGGGAAGGACAGCUUCGCUGGGGCUGUAGCGGCAAGCCAAAGCGGCACGACGACUGAGGAACCGCGGAAGGAUCUUGGCGAGAAAGAGAAAUCAACACCGAGAUUCGAUUUUGUUUUCGAGUGUUCAGAUAUCUGUGAUGAACCUACUGCCGGUAAUUCGGUGGACACGAACAAAAACGGCACUCGAGUCGAGCACAAAGGGCUGGCGUCUCCUUCCAGCAUUACCUCCACCUGCGAGAAAUCAUUAUCGAUUGCUUCUCCGAUUACGCAAGACAAGUGCGAUGCGCCGCAAAUUUGGUCAAGUUUCGAGAAUGCCGAGUUCGUAUCGCGAGUGCCCUUUUUUGUGCAGAAGUACCUGCGACGCGUUUUCUCAAAGCCGAGCCCCAUUCAAAGCUUGACGUGGCCGGUAUUGUGUGGCAAAGCGAUCAACACCUCGAAUAAACCACCCGCAGACACGAAAAUCGACACAAAUUUCAUCGGAAUCGCGCCCACGGGAACGGGAAAAACGUUUGCCUAUUUGGUGCCCCUGCUUGCACAAGUCACGAGUUUGAAGCGAAGUGGAAAGCACACACAGCCACCCGUGGCGCUGAUUCUUCUCCCGACUCGUGAGCUCUGUUGCCAGAACAAGAAGAUUUACGACGAAUUUCACCCGCGUGUUCGCAGUGCCAUGGUCUUUGGCGGAAAUUCCAAAGGGAAGCAGGUCUUUGCGCUGAACCGCGGCUGCGAUUUGCUCAUGGGAACGCCUGGCAGAUUGAACGACCUGUUGCAAGAGCAGAGCACUACAACUUCUACGACCAGUAGCAGCGACUCUAGACGACCCAGCAGUUCUUCGCCGGUGCAGAAGACAACGACAAGCAAAAAAGACACGAAGAACCAGGAUGACUCGAAAGACAGCGAUACCAUCAAAACUGAUGGGCAAAAAUCUGCUGGAGAACAAAAAAUAUCUGAAAACGGGAAGAAAAAAGCCAAAGGCACGACCGAAAUCAAGGAGCAGCUCACUUUGCGUAGUGAUCUGUUGUCAUCCUUGCAGGUUGUCGUAGUGGACGAAGGCGACCGGAUGGUAGAUUUGGGUUUCGAGCCGCAACUGCGCAAGAUUUUUGCCCGGGUGCACCACCCCUGUUCUGCCUGGUUCUUCUCCGCAAGCUGGUCGCCAACUGCUGACAAGUUGGCCCGGUCGUUCAUCCGAACUUUGAAAACUUCUACGCCGGAAGAAGUUGAAGGAGCGCCGGGAUCGACAGUCAAAAAAGAAGGACGUGUUGAAUCAGUGGAGGUGGCUGGAACACGAAGCGUGUAUUUUGUCCAAGUCGGACGCGAGUCAUCGCUAGCCCCACCGCAAGCGGCCGGCGAGCAGGUACCGGCAUCUUCACCGGACGCAGUCGAUAGCGGAGACCUUCCUGCCACCUCAACUGCCGACACAGCUCAGACAACUCCUCCUGGAGACAAGUUGUUGACCGAUGCAGUUUCCACUCCGGUGGCCAGUGCCAUGGGCGAAAGCGCCAUCAACUGCCGACAGGAGUUCUGUUUCUUCGAAGCCGACAAGAAGGGAUUUACCAACAGCGACGAGAAAGUUGCGAAGCUGGUCGAGAUCCUGCAGACCUACUCGCAGGAGCGGGUGCUGGUCUUCUGCAACAUGAAGAAAACAGUCACGUGGCUGCACGCGAAGCUUUUGGAACACGCCGACAAAUUCCCGGCCGCGCCGAAAGAGGAGAAAAUUGACACGACGGGAGAGGCUCAACCUGAAGAGAAACCUCAACCUGCAAGUGCAGAAGCGACAACGUCAACUGCGCCAGCAGCGCCCAAGCUGCGCCCGUACAUGAAGCGACCUUGGCACGUCAAUUUGCGCAUGAUGCACAGUGAUAUGGGUCAGGAGAAGCGCUGCGCGACGUACUUGCAGUUUAAGACCUGCAAGGUUCGGGUGUUGCUCGCGACCGACGUCAUUGGUCGGGGACUAAACGUGCUGGGCUUGAACGUCGUGGUCAAUUUCGACGCCGCCGAAAACGGCGAGGAUCAUUUACACCGCAUCGGACGAUGCGGACGGGACGGCAGUGCAGGCGGGGGAGUUGUUGCUGGGAACAUUGAAGACCGCUGCAAGGCCGUGGCCAUUACAUUUCUUGGUUCCAAGGAUGUGCGCCAGGCGAAGGAAAUUUUGAAAUGGACUAGCACUGGGACGACUGCAGUGUCGGCGAAUUCAACACUUUCUUUGGCAGCUGGCGACAGAGUUGGUGGUGAUGUUUUCGAGAAGGUCCGAGAGCUCGCAAACAGCAAGGAAAUCUCGUCGAACGGUAGUGUCGCAUGCUCUGCAGCACAGGAAAAGUCGCAGACCUCCUCUGCGGGUUUCACGCCGAAAGGAAAAGGCAAGGGCAAAAAGGGGAAAGGCAAGGGAAAGCAAGGUGGAGAGACGAGAGAUACCGCCUCAACACAUAAGCGUGAUCGUGAACAACAGAGAGCCGGAGUAUCAGCCGCGUCGUUCGACACGGAAAAAGACGACGCCGCCGGGGAAGGGGGAGCAUUGGACGAAAACGAGCCGGCAGCAAAACGAGCAAAGCUUCCAGAACGGGCCGCAGGCGGUGACCAGACGAAAAACGAGCAGGAGCACGUAGGUGACUCCUGGACCACUGCAGGGACGGAGCAGGGUCAGCAGAGCAGCUCUGCCAAAAGGCGAGCACGCAGAAAACAAAACCAGUUGCAGCGAAAGAACGAAGAAAAAUGAUACAGCAGCUGCUAGUGCGCGACCGCUUGGGUAGUUCAGAUGCCUUUUAAGAGUACAGAACUGCCACUGAUGUUGCCUAAAUAUGCAAAUACGUUGUAAGUGAUCCGAAAUUGGUCUUCUUCGACAUGACGAGU